ACAGGAAGUUUGACCAGAAAGCUGUGAAAAGUGUCAUCACUGACAGUCACUCAGUGUUGAUGGUGUGCUGAACUUUGACGUUAAUCUAAGUUAAGGAGCCUAAAAAGAGCAGGCAGAAGUCAGAGAGAAAGUUUCCUCAUUGAUCGUAUAAUGAGCCAUCCACAGGACUACAGACAAGCAGACGCUCCAACCUCCCAGCAACACUCGGUGCCACGUGGAGGGUCAAAGGUCACAUCAGAGAGAGUCGCCCUGUUCCUUCUCAGUGCUCUCCUGGCAGCUGCUGCCAUUGUUAUUUGCCGUCUGUCUUUUGAUAACCUGCAAAACAAGAAAAGUCUCCAGACACUGAGGGACGAGCAUGAAGCCAUGAAAAGAAAUCUCACAGAUGAGCCAUGUCAAAAACGUGAAGGAGGCUGGGAGCUUCACGGAGGGAAGUGCGAUUAUUUCUCCACCGACAGAUUGUCCUGGGAACUCAGCAGAAAUCUAUGUAAAGAACAACAUGGAGAUCUGGUUAAGAUAGACAGCAGAGAGGAGCAGACAUUCCUGGAGCUAAAACUGAGAGAAAAAAUGAACGAAGAUGAGGACAAGUUCUGGAUCGGACUGACGGACUCAGAGACAGAGGGCACAUGGCUGUGGGCCGACGGCUCGCCACUGGACACGAGUUUGACUUUUUGGUCCUCCGGAGAGACAGAGCCAGAGCCAGAGCCAGACAACUGGACAGGAGAAGAUCCUGAUGGAGAGGACUGUGUGAGGAUGGGGGAGAAAGGCAGAGCUCCAGACCUGAAGUGUUGGUUUGAUAAAUCCUGCAAAGAGCCUCAGAGAUGUAUUUGUGAGAAAGAAGCAACAGCUGCACAUUUAAAAUGUGUCUGAGAUGCAGUUCAGCUUAAGUCUCGCUCAGCCUGUUACACAUGCUCAGGACAGGAUGCAGAAAGUGGAGCAAUGCUAUUUCUAUACAGCUAAUGUUAGGAAAAUAAAAAAUAAGCCCUGCAAACAUUACAAUGCAAUGUACUUACAGUAUUUAAUGUAAAAGUACUCAAUGCAGAAAAAUGUCCCCUGUGAUUGUUUACUGUUAUCAUUAGAUUACUCAUGCAUUAAUGUGAAAGUAGGAUUUGUGUCGGACAGCAACUAAUGAUUAUUGUUAUCAUGAAUUAAUCUGCUGAUGAUUUUCUCCAUUAAUUGACUGAUUGGUUUGUAAAAAUUUAGAAAAUAGUGAGAAAUGUCGUCACAACUACACAGAGCCUAAAGUGACACCUUCAUUUUGCAUAAA
Messenger RNA from Sander lucioperca (pikeperch), 1264 nucleotides. Its product is annotated as hepatic lectin-like. The coding region runs from base 151 to 867 and encodes 238 amino acids. The record is from RefSeq and is a predicted model, not a curated record. The transcript is spliced from 7 exons. NCBI's taxonomy places the organism in Eukaryota, Metazoa, Chordata, Actinopteri, Perciformes, Percidae.